CACCUUUUUAAUGUUGAUAUAAUUAGUUUUAAAUUCAGAUAUAAUCAUAUAAUGAGAUUGCAUCCUCUUAACUGAAUUUCCCGCCAAAAAACUCAACGUCUCCGUAAUCUUGAUUUCACAACUAAUCCAGAUUCAGUAUUUCUCUAAAUUUCCGCCAUUAAUGGCGUCAAUCAUCAUCCUCUGCUUCACAUUCAUCAUCAUCUUCUCUCUAAUUUCAGGCAACUUAUCUCAAAGUCCGACGUACAUGACGUUCGUCGUCAACGCAACGGAGCUUCCACCGGAGGAAUCGUUUGACUACAUCAUCGUCGGCGGCGGCACCGCCGGCUGCCCCCUGGCGGCGACGUUAUCAGCAAACUACCGUGUCUUACUUCUCGAAAGAGGCGGUGUUCCGAUCGAAAACCCUAGCGUCAUGACAGAAGAAGGUUUCACCACCACACUCCGUCAAAUCGACUCUCAUCACUCUCCGGCGGAAGCCUUCACUUCCGAUGAUGGCGUUCCGAACGCUCGCGGCCGCGUUCUCGGCGGCAGCAGCGCCAUCAACGCCGGAUUCUACAGCCGAGCCGAUGACGAAUUCUACAGCCGUUCCGGCAUCGAUUGGGAUCUAGAUCUGAUUGAACAGUCGUAUCAGUGGAUCGAAAACCUAAUCGUGUUUCAACCGGAGUUACAGCCGUGGCAACUUGCGUUUCGUGACGGAUUGUUACAAUCUGGUGUACGGCCGUUUAACGGUUACACUUUACAACACAGUUACGGCACUAAAAUCGGCGGAUCUACGUUCAACAGCUCUGGCCACCGCUUCAGCGCUGCAGAUCUGUUAAACGAAGCUAUAGAAACCAAUAUCAAAGUCGCUGUUUACGCAACUGUUGAAAGGAUCUUAUUCAGCGGUUCCGAAAACCCUAAUUCUAUGAAAAACGCGAUCGGCGUUGUGGUUAGAGAUACCGACGGCGGUUAUCACUAUGCGACGGUGAGAAACGGCGGAGAAGUUAUUAUCUCCGCCGGUGCAAUCGGCAGUCCACAUCUGCUGUUGUUGAGUGGAAUUGGUCAAUGGUCGUACCUUUCGGGUUGGGGGAUUCCGGUGGUGCUACAUUCGCCAUUUGUAGGGCAGUUUUUGUAUGAUAAUCCGCGUAACGGAAUAUCAUUUCUGUCACCGACGUUACUGCAUCAUUCUCUCAUACAGGUGGUGGGCAUAACUGAUUCCGGUGCUUAUUUGGAAGCGUCGUCUAGUGUGCGCCCUUAUCAUUCACCUGUGCACAGGAGUCACAGGCGAUCGCACUCGUCUACGAUGUAUUUCAGUGUGGCGAGCAUUAUGGAGAAGAUAAUCGGGCCGUUGUCUGCCGGUUCGCUUCGGUUGGCUUCCACUGAUAUUGUAACAAAUCCAGUUGUGAGGUUUAACUACUUUAGUAAUCCAGUGGAUUUGAAGAGGUGUGUGAAUGGUACGCGUAAGAUUGGAGAAUUGCUUAGGAGUCGCGCUAUGGCUGGGUUUAGGUUCUGGAAUCGGCAUCAUCGUUCAGCGUUUAGGUUCUUGGGCGUUAGAUUGCCUGCGAACCAGUCGAGUGAUGAGGCGAUGGGUGAGUUUUGCAGGCGGACAGUGAACACGAUAUGGCAUUAUCAUGGUGGAUGUUUAGUGGGGGCAGUGGUGGAUGCGGAUUUGAAGGUGAUGGGUGUUGGUUCUCUUCGAGUGAUCGAUGGUUCUACGUUCACGAUUUCACCUGGGACCAAUCCACAGGCUACUGUUUUGAUGCUUGGCAGGCAUAUGGGUUUGAAGAUUUUGAGAGAGAGGUUGCAAAGGACAAGUGCUUGAAUGAUAUCAGCCUGAUGUUAAAAUUUUGGGUUGAGGUUCAUGAUUCAAAGUUUAAUCUGCAGCAAAUGUUGUAUGUUGUUGGAAAUAACAGUUUACAGUCUUCUUUGCGGCCAUAUUUGGUUGAAUUUAGUAUAUAUUUGCUUUUCUUUUUAUGCUAUUUUGACCAACUUCUUUGUAACUGCAUUCAAAUUGUGCCUCUGGUUAUCAAUAAUAGAUUUGUAGCCUCAAUAAAGAA
Messenger RNA from Helianthus annuus (common sunflower), 2033 nucleotides. RefSeq names its product (R)-mandelonitrile lyase-like. The transcript is spliced from 3 exons. The record is from RefSeq and is a predicted model, not a curated record. Gene Ontology annotation, molecular function: oxidoreductase activity, acting on CH-OH group of donors; flavin adenine dinucleotide binding. NCBI's taxonomy places the organism in Eukaryota, Viridiplantae, Streptophyta, Magnoliopsida, Asterales, Asteraceae. The coding region runs from base 161 to 1798 and encodes 545 amino acids.